Messenger RNA from Hippoglossus stenolepis (Pacific halibut), 3149 nucleotides. Its product is annotated as SEC14-like protein 2. The coding region runs from base 253 to 1533 and encodes 426 amino acids. Lineage: Eukaryota; Metazoa; Chordata; Actinopteri; Pleuronectiformes; Pleuronectidae. The transcript is spliced from 12 exons. The record is from RefSeq and is a predicted model, not a curated record. Gene Ontology annotation, cellular component: cytoplasm.
AGAGAGAGAGAGAGAGAGAGAGAGAGGCGGGGGGAGAGAGAGAGAGAGAGAGAGAGAGAGAGAGAGAGAGGAAGGCUGGUGAUUACAUGUGUUGUUCCACCUGCAGGCAGCGGUCAGCCGGACAACACGACACCGAGGAGGAGCGCAGCAUCCCGGGGAGAAGGAGUCGGAGGAGACGGUGAAGCGGUGGAAACGAGCUGAGUCCGUGGAUCUGAGUUUAAAUCCGCUCCGUCACGUCCUCUGGUUUCAGACAUGAGCGGAAGAGUUGGAGACCUGAGUCCUAAACAGACUGAAGCUCUACAGCAGUUUCGAGAGAGGAUACAAGACAUUCUUCCACAACUUCCUGCACAGCAUGACCACUUCCUGUUACGCUGGCUCAGAGCCAGAAACUUCAACCUGCAGAAGUCGGAGGCCAUGCUGAGAAAGCACGUGGAGUUCAGGAGAAACAUGAAGGUGGACACGAUAAUCACUGAGUGGCGUCCACCAGAGGUGAUAGAGAAGUACCUGUCCGGGGGGAUGUGUGGUCACGACCGCGAGGGAAGCCCCAUCUGGUACGACGUGAUCGGGCCGGUGGAUCCCAAGGGCCUCUUCCUGUCCGCCUCCAAACAGGACUUCAUCAAGUCCAAGAUCAGAGACUGUGAGAUGCUGCAGCAGGAAUGUAGCCUCCAGUCACAGAGGCUGGGGAAGAACGUGGAGGCGAUCACGAUGAUCUACGACGUUGAAGGUCUGGGUCUGAAACACUUAUGGAAGCCUGCUAUAGAAACAUAUGGAGAGAUCCUCCAGAUGUUUGAGAACAACUACCCCGAGGGUUUGAAGAGGCUGUUUGUCAUUAAAGCCCCCAAACUCUUCCCUGUGGCCUUCAACCUCAUCAAGCACUUCUUGAGCGAGAACACGAGACACAAGAUCAAUAUCCUCGGAGCGAACUGGCAGGAGGUUUUACUGAAGUACAUCGACGCAGAGGAGCUGCCGAUGAUAUACGGCGGCAAACUGACGGAUCCUGAUGGAGAUCCUCGCUGUCGCACCAGGAUACAUCACGUCGGCCCAGUUCCUCCGUCGUACUACGUGCGGGACCACGUGAAGCAGGACUACGAGCAGUGUUUGAACGUCAGUCGAGGAUCCUCACAGCAGCUGGAUUAUGAGAUCUUGUUCCCGGGCUGCGUCCUCAGGUGGCAGUUUUCCAGCGAGGGGGCGGACAUCGGCUUCGGGGUUUUCCUCAAGGCUAAAAGGGGAGAAUGGAGGAAGGCGGGUCAGAUGCAGGAAGUCGUUCCCAGCCAACGCUACAACGCCCACUUAGUGCCCGAGGACGGAUCUCUGACCUGUGAACGCCCCGGAGUCUACGUACUGAGAUUUGACAACACCUACAGCAUCUUCCAGAACAAAAGAAUCAGCUUCACAGUCGAGCUCCUGCUGCCCGACCACCUACUGCCCCCGCAGGCCAACGGGGGCUCCAGCAGCCGAGCGCAAGCUGAGGACAAACCUGUCGUCCCUGAGGAGACGACUCCACGUGCCUCCGCCAUGUUGUCAGAUCAGUAAUAUUCCGCCACAUGUAAGCACAGCCUGACGUACUUGAUCCGCUGACACACAGUUCGGUCCGACGUGGCCUCAGAUGAGUGUGUGCACACUAACAGUGUUAAAUCUGAACGUUUGAAGACCCUUUAAUAAACCUCCAGGACCUCACUCAGAAAGUUCAAAUCUCCACUGAAAAGCAUUUAUGAAACACACUGAAAUAUCCAGAACAUACACACACACACAUAUAUAUUAUAUAUAUAUAUAUAGAAUCGGGAAUCAGGAAUUUUUUACUCGCAUAUGAAACAUCGGUAUCGGCCCCUCUACAUCUACAUUGAUCUAAAGCAGAUUUCAGUUUAAUUGUUUAUUUGAACCAAUAGUUAUGUGAUUAACUUGAGCUUCAGAUCAUCUGUACUCUGACUUUAAUGCAGCAGGUGUCUUGGUCCAGCUCAGUGAUUGGCUGACAGGAAUAGCUCGGCUCAUACAGUUUGAUAAGAUCUCAAAUAUAAUCCGGAGCUGAUCAAAAUCAAUCCUAAAAACAAACGCUGAGCCAGUGUGACGUGGCUGAAACGGGUUUUCAAAGCAAUGCAUUUCAGUGGAUUCUGUAAUUACUUCACGCAGAGCUUCAUGCUUAUAUUUUGAUGAUUUAUUUAUGUAUUUAUUUUUCACGAUUUUCGUUCCACAUAAAGGGGAAACGCUGGAUCAUCCACGGUUUGAGUCAGUUUCUACAGCCCAAUGAAAACCACACAGUACAAUGUCAGUGACACAGCUAGCUAACUGAAAAGGUAUUAGAGUUAACGUGUUUUCAAACAAAGACCUAGUAGUGUUACAUGUUCUCACAUUUUAAAAUGCAAUCACAUACUUUCCUGUUUGGAACAACUAUGAAAACCUGCAGCUUCACAAUGACCUAACUUACCAAAGUGAACAGAAGCGAUUGGCUGUUGAAAAGAAUCAAAGCACUUUGAUAACAAUGAUCCAUAAUCGUCAACUUUAGGUUUCACUGAACAGCCAGGGGUGGGACAUGGAAAUACUUUUGUGUUUGACAUUUUCAGAUCUGUAGGGGGCAAGAAAAAGGUUAAUUAGGUUCCAGCACAGGCAACAGAAUGCCUUUUGUGAAGCUACUCUCAGAUAUGCACUGAACUCCAGAGAUCCUCCACAGUAUCUCUGGAGGAGACGCAUGUGUCCGAGUGAGAGCCUCCGGAGUUUCUGCAGACUUUCUCUGGCUGGCCCCCAAGUAUAAAGUCAGCGGUCACAACAUUGAAAGAACAUAAAGACUAUAAAUAUCUCAGGAUGAAAAAGCGAAGGCAGUGACGGAGAUGUCAGGAGAGUUUGUUGUGAUCGUCCUGCCUCCGCCUGCUGCACCCCCCCCCUCCCCCCCGGUCACUCCGGAGGAUUUGUUGCUGUCGUGAACGCGUCCGAGCGGAGAAUCUCCCGCUGUGUUGUGCAUGUGUGAAAGAAAACUUCUGGAGAAAGUCCGGAGUUCCUCAGGAGGUCAUGUCUGAAAAUGGCUUAUGUUAUAGGAAGCAAGUGAAAAUAUGACCUUCAGAGACGCAGCCCUUCACCUUCAUAUAUGCAGCAUGUAGAUGGUGAUCUGAUACGAACUUCCAACAGAGACUGUAGAAGAUAAAACGAUACAGAAGCAA